CAUUUCUAAUUCAUUCUAUUUGGCUGGAAAUUUUGUUGAAGCACUCCCCGAUCUUCUCACAGUGGUCACUGGAAGCGCCGCCAUGGAAGCUCCAGUCAGGGCAUUUCGUCCCUGCGUUCUUAAUCGCCACCUCUUCACAAAGACAAUUCCUCAAUCGCGCCUCGUUUCAUUUCCUGAAUCUAAUCGGACCGCGAUUUUGCGGCAAUCUUCAACCUAUUUCCAUUUCCCUCCUCGGAAGUGCCUCGGUCUCAAAUUUUCACUCUCACUCAAUCUUUCUCAUUGCUCUUCCUCGUCCUUUGGAUCCACUGCAUCUUCUAUUGGCUCCAGCGCUUUUAAUUUUCUUUCUUCUUUACCCUCAUUACAAUCUUUGGGGUCUCAAUUCGCGCCUGAUUACUCCAAUUCGUUUCUAUCUGACUCGAACGGCAGUGCCUGGACUUGGAAUCGAGCUUCAGACAGUGCAAUUGGAAACAACGUGGGGGCUUUGGGGGGCGAAAAGGGAGAGGCGACUGUUGUGUUGUUAGGUUGGCUUGGGGCAAAGACUAAGCAUCUGAGGAGGUACGUGGAGUGGUACAAUGCGAGGGGUAUCAACGCCUUGACGUUUGUGCUUGAUCCGAGAGAGUUUCUUUGGUUCGCGUUGAGUCGAAAAGUUGAGCAGCGGAUUUCGGAUUUGGCAACUGAACUCAUUUCUUGGUUAUCAGAUGGGGAAGAGAAUCAUAAGGAUCGGCGCCUGAUUUUUCACACUUUUAGCAACACGGGCUGGUUUGUAUACGGAGCCAUUCUUGAAAUUUUGCAAGGGCGGGAAGAUUUGUUGGAGAAGAUUAAAGGGUGCAUUGUUGACUCUGGAGGAGGGGAUCCGUUGAAUCCUCAGAUUUGGGCAGCUGGGUUUUCUGCAGCCAUUCUCAAGAAAAACAGUUCUUCUACAUCUCCAAUGGUUAGUGGAAAGGAAAUAGACAAGAAACCUCUUGUAUUGGAAACCUUUGUUCUGUCAUCAUUGGAGAAUUUUUUCUCGGUUGCUUUGAAGUUUCCCGACGUCGACAAGAGGUUGAAGAAGAUUGUUUCACUUCUUACAGAGUACCAGCCUUCGUAUCCUGAGCUUUAUCUGUACAGUUCAGGAGAUAAAGUUGUACCCUUCGAGUCAAUCGAGCUUCUUAUCGAGAAGAGGAAGAAGACAGGAACGAAGGUUUUGUCGUACAACUUCGGCUCGUCACCGCAUGUUGACCACUACAGGACGUACCCUGAUAUAUACUCAUCACAGCUUCACAAAUUCUUGGUAGAGUCUUUUGCUUCAUAGGUUGCACAUGGCAGAUGGGAGCGUUUGGAUGAAAUUUAGAAGGAAAUGAUAUCAUUUCACUAGAGCAAUGAUUGGAUUAGCUAACGCUUUUAACGCUUACAUUUGCAGAGACUGCUAAUAGUUCUCUGCUCAUACAGAAAUACAUAGAUUUCAGACACACUUGUUAGCUGUGACUUGUGAGACAAUUCAAAUAGGAUGAACAGCGUAAUGAAAAUAAAAGCAGGGUCUUUGUUACUCGAAUAGAA
This is a messenger RNA of Cucurbita moschata (crookneck pumpkin), 1536 nucleotides long. Its product is annotated as transmembrane protein 53. The transcript is spliced from 4 exons. The record is from RefSeq and is a predicted model, not a curated record. The coding region runs from base 83 to 1291 and encodes 402 amino acids. Lineage: Eukaryota; Viridiplantae; Streptophyta; Magnoliopsida; Cucurbitales; Cucurbitaceae.